Messenger RNA from Xenopus laevis (African clawed frog), 3055 nucleotides. It is a transcript of the gene dll3.L, whose product is annotated as putative ortholog of delta-like protein C precursor (SwissPro) L homeolog. Gene Ontology annotation, biological process: tube morphogenesis; cell surface receptor signaling pathway; cell communication. NCBI's taxonomy places the organism in Eukaryota, Metazoa, Chordata, Amphibia, Anura, Pipidae. Gene Ontology annotation, molecular function: calcium ion binding; Notch binding; protein domain specific binding. Gene Ontology annotation, cellular component: membrane. The record is from RefSeq and is marked provisional.
CAGCUCCGAGCUGACACAAAGGAAAGGAAGCUCUGCAACCAAAGACAGCUCCGGAACCAAAUAGCCAAUUCUUUAUCUCUGCCUUAAACUCUUUUGUAUCCAAAUUCAAUUUGCAACCAAAGAUCCAACUUUUCAACCAAAAUUCUCGCCCACCUCUACCCGCUUUAGACACACCAAGGACUAUCUGAUCGAUUGCAGCAUCCACAGCCAGCUCUGUCCAGUGCCACCGGCUACUUCGUUUGGUGCCAUUCUAACUGGGCUCUGUGCAACAACAUUGCUACUCCGGACAUGCGAAUGGUCUCAGCCUCAUAGCGAUCCCACCCCAUCACUCUCUCCUGCCUUUCUGGAACUCCCGAUACAAGUCUCUCACCUUGUCAGUGCCAGGAGACUGCCAUGGCUUCACCCCUGCUGCUUGUCUAUGUAGCUGCGACUCUUUGCCUGCCGCUGGUGUAUCCAGCUGGAGUUUUUGAGCUGAAAAUCCACUCAUUCAGCACUCCCCGCCCUGCGUGUGCCGCUGGCAAAUCCUGCAACAUUUUCUUCCGUGUGUGUCUCAAGCACGCUCAGCCUGUGGUGUCCCCCGACCCACCUUGUACUUUUGGCUCGGCUGUGAGUGACAUCCUUCCCUCAGAUUCUAAAGCCAUCACAGACAGCAGCCCAAUUCGUGUCCCUUUCCAUUUCAAGUGGCCGGGUAUUUUCUCCCUUAUUAUUGAAUCUUGGACCACAAACUCAGCUGAACAGUCCACAGAAAACCCUGACAACCUUCUUAGUCGAUUGGCUACACGUAGGCGUUUGUCUAUUGGGGAGGACUGGUCCCAAGACAUACACCUUGGACAGCAGAGUGAGUUGCGUUACUCCUACCAUGUCUCUUGUGAUGAGCAUUAUUAUGGGGACAGCUGCUCUGAUUACUGCAGACCGAGAGAUGACAACUUUGGACAUUACACUUGUGAUGAGCAAGGGAACCGCUUAUGCAUGUCUGGCUGGAAAGGAGAAUAUUGCGCUGAACCUAUCUGUCUACCUGGUUGCAGUGAGUCUCAUGGGUUUUGUGAGCUACCCGGAGAAUGUAAAUGUCGCAUGGGAUGGCAAGGAGAACUGUGUGACGAAUGUUUACGUUACCCUGGGUGCCAGCAUGGAUCCUGCUCCCAACCAUGGGAGUGCAUUUGUCAAGAAGGCUGGGGAGGGCUCUUUUGUAACCAGGACUUGAACUACUGUACCAACCACCAGCCAUGCCGUAAUGGAGCAAGCUGCAUCAAUAUUGGCCAAGGGAGCUACUCUUGUAGCUGUCGUGCUGGCUUCACAGGAACCAAUUGUGAAAUAGACAUCAAUGAAUGUGCGAGUAAUCCAUGCAAGAAUGGAGGCAGUUGUAAUGACCUGGAAAAUGACUAUGAAUGUGUUUGCCCACGGGGUUUCUAUGGAAAGAACUGUGAUAUCAGUGCUAUGACAUGUGAAGAUGGCCCUUGCUUUAAUGGAGGCACAUGUAUUGAGAAGAGCAGUGGAGUAGGAUAUGUCUGCCGAUGUCCCUUCAACUACCAUGGCUCUAACUGUGAAAAGAAGAUUGAUCGCUGUACCAACAGUCCCUGUCUGAAUGGAGGUCAAUGUCUAGAUAUGGGCCGAAAUGUUUUGUGCAAGUGUCGCCCUGGAUUUUCUGGUCCUAGAUGUGAGCUAAACAUUGAUGACUGUGCAAGUAGCCCAUGUGCAAAUGGAGGUACUUGUGUGGAUGCAGUAAACAGCUAUACAUGCUCCUGUACUCUUGGGUAUGGGGGCAAAGACUGUACCCUGCGGGUAGAUGCCUGUAGUUCCAAACCCUGCAAAAAUGGUGGAACCUGCUACACCCACUUUACUGGCAAUGUAUGCCAGUGCCCCACGGGUUUUAUGGGAACCAGUUGUGAAUUCAGAGUACAUGAUCCCACCCCAGCUUCCCAUCGUGCUGACUCCUCAAACACUCUUACCAUGGUGGUUUGUCUGGGACUGCUAACAUUCUUUUUGCUGGGCUGUGGAGUGUUCAUGGUUAUGAGAGGUAUGAGGAGGGGACACUUCAAUGAAAAGGGACGAGUCAAUAAUGACCUUGAACCAAAGAAUAACCUGAUAGAAAAGGAACCCCAUUUCAAAAUGCCUAAUCCAGACUAUCUAAGAGAAAAAUCAAGUAGCAAACAAAAGCUUCUGCAAGGAUCUGAAAGUGAGGAGGAGAGAAGUGGGCGCAGAACUGACCGAAAGCCAGAUACCAAACAGUGCAACCCCACAUCAAGGUAUCCAGAGGAUGGCGCUUAUCACCCAAUAUAUAUUCUCCCAGAACCUGAGCAAUGUAUAUUUGCCACUGAGGUCUAAUCUUCCCCAGAAACAUGACUUCAGACUAUCAUCACUGCAAUUCUAAGAACUGUAAAGCAGACAUUUUCCCCUUUAUUAUUUAAAAUAUUCCCCCCUCUUAUUUAUUGACAUAUGUAUCUUAUAUUUAUGAACACUUUUUGAAAAAUCUAUGUAUAUUGCUGCUGCUAUUUAUGACUACUAUAUGGGCAGAUAAAAUCAAUUAAUUCUUUACUAUGAAUGGAUUUAGCUUAGCAUAUCACACCUAAAUGUUCUUACUGCUUUGCUUUUCAUUCUUCUGUACAAAGCAGGAGAGUUCAGAGUAAGAAUGUUAAAAGGUUAAGAGAAGACUAAGUGCCAUUUAUAAUAAAAGGCAUAUACCUGCCCAUAAAAUUAUGGGACUUUGUUUACAAUCUCUUCUAUGAAAUUUAACCAAAGGAGGGGGAACACCCUUUUAACAGUUAACUCUAAGUACUCCAAAGGCCUACAUAAUGAGUAGGGUUCUGGAGUGUUCUUUUGGUGAUCACUCUUUUUUUUACAUUUUGAUUAAUAAAACCCUUAGAAUUCUGCCUUUAUGAACAAGUGAUCUGUAAGCCUUAUAAGUCAAUAUUUCCACAAACACCACUCUACUUGGAUAAAAACACUCUGUUGAUGUAAAUAGAAUAUUUAUAUUGUAUUUAUAAAUCUGUAUAUAUAUGUUAUUGUUUAAAGAGUUUUAUAAAAUAUAUAUUUUAAUAAACUGACAAUUGUUUAUUUA